AUGCUCUAUUUAUGCAUUGUUUUGACCCUUGCAAUCAUAGGAUCAGCCGAAAAACUCACACCUAUCCUUCCUGGGGACCCUUAUAAUGUUGUCGGCGAAAUUGAGAAGCGACAACUGGGCCGUUGCUCCUAUUUCUACGCCUGGCUAGCAAUUCCACAGGGCUCACAUCAGGAUAUCUAUGCUCACUAUUCUGCUUGCAGCAGGCUGGAAUUACGGUUCAUGGAGGCUGCUCGGGAAACACGAAGUCCACAAUCCGAAUUCAAAGUUAACGUUGUUGAGGAACUGAAUCGUGUAAAUAAGGACUACGCCGCACAACUGAUUGACCUUGAAACUCUUGAUGCUCUUCUUCAAACCGUAAAGGUAACUAAUGGUGUUCAGACCUCCCCACCGCUGACGUCAAAGGAUAGGAUUUUUUACCUCGCCGACCGAUUGGGGCAGUACACGAUGUUGGCCAUGUUGCGGCCUGGAAGGCUGCCCAAAAUUGAAAUUAUUCCUCCCCCCUCGGAGAAGACACACAUCCACCCACAGAACGUGCUCUGCUACCGAAAGACUUGUGAACCCUCUGUGCAGGCAACAACACCAGUGUUGUCAUCAACGAAUUCGUCUGUGGAGUAUGUUAUGUUGCUAGCCGAAGCAAAACAGGAAAACAGGCGUCUUUACAUCCAACUUAUUAUCUAUCGAGUCGUAUUCGCCUUAGCAGCUUUUUUGUGUAUUCUUUUUGGCAUUGCAGCUCUUAUUCUCUGUUUCCGGUUACGUGCUUCAUCCAAACUACCCAAGAAGUCGCCGAGAAUGGACGGCUCGUACCACAACGCACCACCAUACAAUUCAUUGAAUGGGGGUUAUAAACUCACCACCCCUGUAAUCUUCACCGAUUCCGUUGCAUAUCCCGUUAACGCGGCCCACGUGCCCAGUGAUACGGCGAGCCUUCACAACACAGCCAUUUCUAGUAACUUAAGUGGGUGUGAGUUGCUGCCAGCCAGUGGAGCUAGCGGGACCCCCUAUACGCACCUCUCCUACCAACCGCUUUAUUCGACCGAUGGAUCAGGUGUCAUGAAACCUGUCGCACAAAACCGAUUCCAAGGUUCUGCGACACAGAACUUCUUUCCACUUGUAACAGCAUUCGAUCGGUCGGCAAGUCCUGCCUCUGAGGGCUACCGGACGGGCUCCCUGGACCGCCGAAGCGAUGCUGCUUCGGAGAAAAUUCGACGGAGGACACCCAUCCAGGUGAUUGCCCUACCUCAGGGUGCCGAAGCUCCACCAACAGCAAGCUAUAUUCCUCUUCCACAUAUUUUCUCCCAGUAUUCUCAGCCCACCUUUAAACCCGCCCACUCAUCGACAAAUGACCAGACCAUGACAUCCCAAGGAAGUGGUGGCACGGUAAUCCACAAGUUUGCCGGCGAUAUGAACUACCAUCCACCUAUAAACGGGGAUACUGCUACUGCUGGAGUUCCUAUGAAUUGA
Molecule: messenger RNA, 1461 nt
Organism: Mesocestoides corti
Lineage: Eukaryota; Metazoa; Platyhelminthes; Cestoda; Cyclophyllidea; Mesocestoididae
Source: the annotation of a GenBank genome assembly